This is a messenger RNA of Cariama cristata (Red-legged seriema), 2261 nucleotides long. RefSeq names its product aldehyde dehydrogenase 1 family, member A3 (gene ALDH1A3). Gene Ontology annotation, biological process: aldehyde metabolic process. The record is from RefSeq and is a predicted model, not a curated record. The coding region runs from base 169 to 1437 and encodes 422 amino acids. Gene Ontology annotation, molecular function: aldehyde dehydrogenase (NAD+) activity. NCBI's taxonomy places the organism in Eukaryota, Metazoa, Chordata, Aves, Cariamiformes, Cariamidae. The transcript has 12 exons.
UUUAUUAACAACGAAUGGCAUGAGUCUAUAAGUGGAAAGAAGUUCCCCACCUACAACCCUUCAACGCUGGAGAAAAUUUGUGACAUUGAGGAAGGAGACAAGCCUGAUGUGGAUAAUGCAGUGGAAGCAGCGAAGGCAGCAUUCCAGAGGGGCUCUCCAUGGAGACAGAUGGAUGCCCUAAGCAGAGGACGACUCCUGCACAAGCUGGCUGAUCUUCUUGAGCGAGACAGAGUCAUCCUGGCAACUCUGGAAACAAUGGACACAGGAAAACCUUUUCUGCAGGCUUAUUUCAUUGACCUGGAAGGUUGUAUAAAAACACUCCGAUAUUACGCUGGAUGGGCUGAUAAAAUUCAGGGCAGAACUAUCCCAGUGGAUGAAAAUUUUGUCUGUUUCACCAGGCAUGAACCGAUGGGUGUCUGUGGAGCUAUAACUCCAUGGAACUUCCCAUUGCUAAUGCUGGUUUGGAAGAUGGCACCAGCGCUGUGCUGUGGAAACACUUUGGUUAUUAAGCCAGCUGAACAAACUCCUCUCACGUCGCUGUACAUUGGCUCACUGAUCAAGGAGGUGGGUUUCCCUCCAGGUGUGGUGAACAUUGUGCCAGGCUACGGCCCCACAGCUGGAGCUGCUAUUUCUACCCAUCACAGCAUUGAUAAAAUUGCUUUUACUGGAUCAACAAAGGUUGGAAAACUGAUCAAGGAAGCUGCUUCUAAAAGCAACCUCAAAAGGGUGACAUUAGAGCUUGGAGGGAAAAACCCCUGCAUUGUGUGUGCAGAUGCAGACUUGGACUUGGCAGUGGAAUGUGCCCAUCAAGGCGUGUUCUUCAAUCAAGGGCAGUGCUGCACCGCUGCCUCGCGAGUGUUUGUGGAGGAGCAGAUAUAUCCGGAGUUUGUCAGGCGCAGCGUGGAGUAUGCCAAGAAGAGACUCGUUGGAGACCCCUUUGAUGCCAGAACUGAACAAGGGCCUCAGAUUGACCAAAACCAGUUUGAUAAAAUCCUGGAGCUGAUAGAAAGUGGGAAGAAAGAAGGGGCUAAGCUGGAGUGUGGGGGUCUUGCCAUUGAAGACAGAGGCCUGUUUAUAAAACCCACUGUGUUUUCAGAGGUCACUGACAACAUGCGUAUCGCCAAAGAAGAGAUUUUUGGGCCAGUUCAGCCAAUUAUGAAGUUUAAGAGUAUAGAAGAGGUCAUAAGAAGAGCCAACAGUACCGAGUACGGACUUACGGCUGCAGUGUUCACAAAGAAUCUGGACAGAGCAUUAACGCUAGCUUCUGCAUUGCAAUCAGGAACUGUCUGGAUCAACUGUUACAAUGCGCUCUACGCACAGGCUCCUUUUGGUGGCUUUAAAAUGUCAGGCAAUGGCAGAGAACUUGGUGAAUAUGCUUUGGCAGAAUACACAGAAGUGAAAACAGUCACCAUUAAACUCUCCCAGAAGAGUCCAUGAAAACAGAAGGCCUAAAAUGCUGACACUCUGAAUGUGACACAUGGGGGACGUGUUCAGAGCAAGGGGGAGGGGAGGGGUAGGAAGGAAAAUGGAAACACCUAACUUUAUUCCUCUAGAAACACUGAAUCUACUGGACUCCAUUUUGUCAACUGGCUCUUCGAAAACUGAUUUAAUGGACCCUACCGGCAGCAUAGCACACACUUGUACUGUACAAGCCCCUGGCUGUACACCCAUCUGCUACCUGUAACUAAAAUGCUGGUCAGUGAUAGUGUUUGCAGGACAUCUGCUUUCAAACUGUACCCCUGAAGGACGCGGACAUCAAUGGCAUGUUAGAGAGACUUCUGGUACCGUUAGCAUGGAGUGUUAAACACCUUCGGAGGCAUAUGGGUUUCACUUGGCAUAAAGGGACUUGAGCGGUAGGGUUGAUACAGCUUGACUGAAGUUGGCGGAGUCUGUGUGGAGAUUGCAGGUGGAGUUUGGAAUGGGAGUGCAAGCUUUCAUGGAAGGAUCUGUAAAGAAAUUCUCUUUGAAAGAGCUAUCUUGGUCUCUCUAAAGAUACAUGCAUUCUCCAUGUUGGUGAUAUUCUAGCCCUGAAUGAGAUUUGUGGAAGUUUCCUAGAGGACUCCUUUGGGGCCAGCAUUUCACCCAGCAGAGCUAGACUUUAAAGUGUCCUUGGAACCUGAUGUUUUGGUGUGCACACAUUACACAUGCUGCAAAUGCAAGUUACUGACUUGCUAACCCUUCUGGCUCCGAAUGAGCCACAAAUCUAUCUCAAACCUUCACUAUAGCACUUUUCGCAAGAGGAUUUUGCACUGUACUUAACG